AUGGCCACAAUCGCAAUAUCCUGGGGAACCGUCAAAUCACUCCUCAUAUUUUUCGGCCCAGUCCUACUCCCACGCUUAAUUACCGCCUAUCGAGGUCUCCGUGUGUCCAUCGCGAGUCGGCCACAGCCGCGUCCACUGCCUGCCGCGCCCGGUCGAGCGCUGAACAUCUUAUUCGGUGGCAUCGUUUUCUUUCUACUCCUAAGCCUACCUUUCAACCCCCACGCGCCCGAACCCAACGUCUUCUCUCAGACUCGCUCUCGUCUAAACACCCCUACCGAUGUCAUAUUCAACCGUCUCGCCCGGCUUCGGCCAGGUAACCUCCUCACCGAAGCCGACACCCUCCUCCAGUCCAAGUUCACCUCUCUGGGUGCCCGCAAGGUAUACCUGACCUAUGGCCCCGAUGCCUUAGUCUCGUGCCAAUACUGCUCCUUCGACAACCUCUACACAUACCUCAUGUACUACCUCCCAUUCCACGUGUUGCUACCACACCUAGCGCACCUGCUGCUCCUAGGCGUGGCCACAUCCGCGCCCAUCGCAGGGCGUGAGGCCUCCCGCUGGCGCACAAAGUUCACCAUAGCCGGACUUGUCCUCGCAGCCAUCGACAUCUACAUCAUGGCCACCUACGAUGCGAUCCAGGGUGCGCCACGCUCUGUGCGUGCAGGCCAGACACCGCCCUCCAGCAUCUACAACAACAUCACGCUCUUGCGACCGCUGGCUUUCGUGAUAUGCGAUGUGACCUGCUCGCUUGUGAUCUGGCUCUCCGCGACUAACCGGUUCUUUUUCAAGCCGCCCUCGACAGUUGAGCAGGUCGAUCAGGCGGUGUCUGCGGCCGUGCGGACGCUCAUGGGCGCAAACUCGAGACUCCAUGCUGCGAGCGUUACGCGCAAUGCGGUGGUUCGGGAUUCGGCUUUGAAGAAUCGAGACGAUUUGUAUUGGCGGACUAUGGUGGCUUCCGAGAACCCCACUCAAGGCCCUGGAGAAGGUGGGGAGCAAAUCCUCAACAAUAUUUGGGAGGAGGAAGAAGUUGCUAGGGCUAUGUCGCGGGUGAUGGCUGGGCAGGGUGGAAUUGAUUUGGCUCAAUUGGGGGUCAAUGCCAAUGAUUUUGUGCGAAACGUUACAGAGGGUUUAGAAUGA
This is a messenger RNA of Penicillium egyptiacum, 1134 nucleotides long. Lineage: Eukaryota; Fungi; Ascomycota; Eurotiomycetes; Eurotiales; Aspergillaceae. The record is from the annotation of a GenBank genome assembly.